AUGUCUUUUCGGCCAACGUUCGAAGAUCUCUUUGCCCUUGUAAUCGGAAUCGACAACUAUGCUGAACGCAGAGCCCUCACUGCUUCAGUUCUGGACGCCAAAGCUAUCGUCGCCUUUUUGAAGAGAAUUGGUGUCCCAGACCGGAACAUUUUCAGGCUCUAUGAUCAAGACGCUACGUUCGACGGUAUUCUGAAAGGAUUCGAAGCCCUCGUUACUCGUGGAGACAUAAAGAAGGGCCGUUCCUCCAUUUUCAUUUAUUUUUCCGGACAUGGCGCGUCAGAUUACAAGUCCGCUCUUCCAAAGAGUCAGGAGGGUUAUUGGUCAGGGUGGAAUGAGAAUGUCAUUGAGCAGAUAUGCCCUCAAGAUAUCGGCUCAAUGCCAGGUAUUCCAGAUCGCAUGGUGGCCGCCUGGCUUAACAAACUGGCAAAAGAGAAAAGCAAUAACAUCAUCCUAAUGCUGGAUUCUUGCUACUCUGCUGGGAUGACUCGGGCGGACGACGGAGGACAAAGUGAUGAUGACGAGUUUGAAACGCGUACCAUUUUCGAUCCUCCGCCUCUUUUUUUCAGCGACGAGAUUUGGUCUCGUAUACCACCCAUCAAUGAGACCGAUAUCCUCACCCAAGAUCAAACUCCUUCGGAAUCACGCCCGACAAAAAACCCGUCAGGCUUCGAAGUCAUGUACAACCAUUCCCAUGUCCUCUUAGCGGCCUGCAGCAGGGAUAGCAAAGCACAAGCAAAAAAACAUAAGGGCGGCGUAUUCACAACCGCUGUCUUAGAGGUUUUGGAAUCGGUGAUGGCUCGGGGUCAAAACAUCUCAAGUAUCAGUUAUGUUUCUCUCAUAGAGGGACUGCAUCAACCAAUCGGCCGGCUUCUACAGAGUCGCAGUGGCACUGUCCGUACGCAGUUUCCUCAUUGCGAAGGCUCCAGCUGCAAUCGUGGCAUUUUCAGUCCUCGGGUAGUCUUCAUUGAUAACGAGCUUGUACGAGUGACGAAGAACGGCAGUCGGAUUUUUCUCUCCGCCGGAUAUGCUCAAGGAGUCAUCCCAGGUUCCGAAUACUUCGCCCAUCGGGACAGGGAUAUGCCAACAGCUUCGAGCGCACUCCCAGGAGUGGUGCUACAAGUCUCUAACAUUGAUACGUUCCAAGCAGAGCUGAUACUUCACGGCAUGCCACUUUCCCACUUUCCCGAAUCUUCCUUUGCAAAAUUUAUGAGAGCCCCCCAUAAUUCUCCGUUAUUGAACAUGUUUUGCAGCGAUAGUACAUGGAUCCGACAUGCCAUUGGAAGGAGACAUGAUAUACACUGGGUUGAUCAUCGCGAGGAUGCCCAGAUGGAACUCGUCAUUGAUAAUCGGGAGAUUACAUUUUACUCCCUCACUCCUGUAGGGAGCAAAGUGUACAGCUGCGAAUCAGGACGGAUACCUAGAUGGGUCAGGACUUCGGCCGGGAUGGAGGAGAAUAGAGGUCGGGUAAUGGACGUCCUCCGCUGGGCCAAUAGAUUCCAUUAUCAUCGGAAUCGGCACUCGGCCAUUUCGGGUGUUUCACUGGAGCUUCAUGUGUUGGAGAAGGUUUCCCCGACAACCCGCGACAAAGAUGCAUCUUACACUCGAAUUGGACACAACCUGUUUGAUAAAUGCGGACAGGCAGUCAUCAAGAUCGAUAACCCCAAUAGGCCCUUUGGAGUGACGCUCCAUAACAGGAGCGGUAUUGAUUAUUAUCCGUACUUUUUUGCUUUCGAGUCUGAUUUGUCGAUAUCUUCGCAUGCUUUCGACGAACCGCAGUUCAGCACUGUAUCUGGGCGGUCCGACACCGUUGAUUGUCCGCUCCCAAGGGGAUCAUCAUUGACUUUUGGAUGUGGAUCUGCGAGCAAUCCCGUUUGCUUCCAGCUUUUGCAGGGAAUGGAUCAUGAUAUCACAGUCUGGAAGGUUUUCCUGACCACGAAUCGUGUAGAUAUGCGCUCGAUUGGACAGAGCGCCGAAGUAAUUUGGGGAAAGAAGAGGGCGGAUGUGAAAGAUCCAGAGAACUACGUGCAGCAUUGGGGCGAUGUAUCUGGGACGGUUGUCCAGUUGAGGAAGUAUUGA
Messenger RNA from Desarmillaria tabescens, 2076 nucleotides. Its product is annotated as caspase domain-containing protein. NCBI's taxonomy places the organism in Eukaryota, Fungi, Basidiomycota, Agaricomycetes, Agaricales, Physalacriaceae. The record is from RefSeq and is a predicted model, not a curated record. Gene Ontology annotation, molecular function: cysteine-type endopeptidase activity. The transcript has 5 exons. Gene Ontology annotation, biological process: proteolysis. The coding region runs from base 1 to 2076 and encodes 691 amino acids.